CAGCUUGUUUUACCGGGGCUAUUAUCAGCGACUGCGCUGCCGUAGCGUCGACGUCAGCGUCUUGCAGCAAGACUUCUGGCGUUAGUCCCCGGACCCAGGGGGCGUCGUCGUCGUCUUCCUCGGCUUGGCCGCUCUCCUCAGUACGGCAACAACGCAGUGGCGGUGUCCCAGGCAGCAGCAGGCGGUGUGUUGCUGCCGCCUCCUCCUCCUCCUCCUCCUCCUCCUCCUCAGCAGCAGCAGCAGCAGCAGCAGCAGCAGCACCCUCCUCCUCCUCGCCAUCACCCCCCUCCGGCAGCACCUCCUCCUCCUCCUCCUCGGCUCCCACCACUGGCGGUGUGUCUACUGACGAGCUCGUGUCCCCGCGUGCCGAGGCGCAGCUCAGUCGGGCGCAGUACCAGGCCAUCUACGACCGCCUCAUCGACAUCUUCCAGACGCGGCCCCGCGAGGACUGGAAGAAGCUGAUUGUGUUUAGCAAGCAGUGGGAGCAGCAUGCGGGGGGGGUGUUUGACAGGAUCAAGGAGCUGGCUGACGGGGAGGCCAAUGUUGACAAGAAGAUGGCGCUGCGGAAACUGUUCAGGGCGCUGCAGAACGCUAACGAGGAAGUGUCCCGCUACAACCGAGUGCUACUCAAGCUGGCGGAGGCGGCGGAGGAGGAGUGGGAGGCGCUGGUGGCGGCGUACCGGGGGGACAUGCAGAAGCCCUUCUUCGAGCACAUGAAGUGCCUCAUUGUGGCGGCAAAGGACACCCCCGAGCGGCUGGAGCAGCUGCUGCUGGUCAACACCCGGCUGCUGGCGCUGGUGGCCAACCACGAUGCGGUGGCGGCGGACACGGAGAAGCUGGAGGCGGCGGCAGCGGUGUACCGCGACCUUCUCAGCUCGAUCAGCAGUGUGGAGGAGCUGGAUGCGCGCAUGGCGGACCUGGCAGCCGCGGGUAAGAUCGACCCCGCCUUCCUGCAGAUCAGCGCCAAGGCGUACGGCGCCGCUCGGGACACCAACAUGAGCAAGGAGGAGGCCAAAUGGGUGGCGUACAAGCUGUACCGCACGGCUCGCGACCACUUCGACCGGCAGCAACCCGCGGAGAAGCGAAUCAUCGAGUACAUCCUCUCCGUCUCCGACCCCACCGAGCGACGCAACCUGCUGGACAAGGCAGUCACCCCGGGGCCCACUCGCGCCACUGACACACACGACUACCUGUACUCCACUCCACAGCGCCUGUUCCUGUUGCUGGACAACACCCUCCGCGCCUACAACCUGAUGAAGGACGGCGCCGCCAAGAACAUGAACACCCCCGAGGCGGCGGUGCUGCCUCGCAAGGUGCGCGUGAUGAUGGAGCUGAGGGACGAGCUGGUGCGGCGCUACCUUUGAGAGGGGGCGAAGAAAAGGAUUCCCUUUAAGAGGGGAGGGAGGAGGGAGAAGAGGAGGGAGGAGGAGGCGGCGGGGGAAUGAAGGGCUUGUAGGGAGGCGAGGAGAGUGAGGAGGGAAGGGAGGGCUGGUGGGAGGAGGAGGGUGGGUGGAGGUGAAGCUAGGGCGUCUGCGCUGAGGGAUCUCUGGCCUGGGGCUGUGGCAGAGGAGGAGGAGGAGGUGUCUCUGGCAUGCAUGAUGGGGCGCAUUGUGAUGUGGAUAAAGAGGAAACAAUCAACCUACUGUGUGAUAAGGCGUCAUCAUGGGGACGGGGGGCGGUAUUAAGGUAUGCGCAGGCACAGGCGGCGGCUGGCGUGGCAUGGAGCGCCGGUAAGGAGUAGGGCUGUACGGCAGUGCGGGGGCAGGUAUUGUUAAGGAGUCUUGAGGAGGGCUUGCAGCUGCACAUGUGGGCCCUUGCUGUAAUUCGAGGGGUGCGGAGGGGCUGAGUUCCUGGCUUCCAUGGAGGGAUGCCUAAGGACGGAAAGGAAGCUGUGUUUGGGCUGAAGACGAACAUGCUGCAUUCUAUGUGCCUUGUUGGGUGACAGCAGCAACGUGCGUGGGUUUACUCCCCCCCUUGUUUGGCCCGGCGUGCUGCAAUGGUAUAUGCUACGGUAUAUCCCUAGUAAAGAAGCUUUAAGAUCACUACGUAUAACUGAUAUGGAUGCUGCCAUGGAGGUGACUGCUGUAAACUGCCUAUCGCUA
Messenger RNA from Astrephomene gubernaculifera, 2102 nucleotides. The record is from the annotation of a GenBank genome assembly. NCBI's taxonomy places the organism in Eukaryota, Viridiplantae, Chlorophyta, Chlorophyceae, Chlamydomonadales, Astrephomenaceae.